CAUAUCGGAUCAGGUACGUUCGGUUCUUUCCCCAACCCUGGUCUCGCUUUCUCUCCGGCGUCGCCGCUUCGUUUUGUUCGCUCGCUUGGUCCCUUUCCUCUCGAAUUUCUCCGGAGUCAUGAAGGUUCCCAUGGGUCCUCCCCCUCCUCGAAACCCAAACCCUACCCUCGAGAACUCUAAUGGCGAGCCUCCUCUUGCCCAGCACUCGCAGUUCAGUGCGAAUCAGGAGGGAGCUUGCGCAGCGGAGUCCGCCGUUCCGGAAUCUGAAGCAAACCCCAGCUCUUCUUCGGAGACCACUGGUACCGGGCCUGAAGUGAAGAUUGUUGAGAAACCGAGCCCUAGUGUUUCUUCCUCUUGCUCCUUCGGAUCUCAAAGCGACAAACUACCCGUUCCUUACUCGAUCCCAACGUGGAGCGAACCUCCUGGGCACCCUUUCCUCCUUGAGGUCCUUAAGGAUGGUAUCAUCAUCGAGCAACUGGACGUGUCUCAAAAAGGGGCAUAUAUGUUUGGACGUGUUGAUCUAUGUGAUUUUGUGCUGGAACAUCCAACAAUUUCCCGGUUCCACGCAGUUUUGCAGUUUAAGAAGGAUGAAGUUUUGCUGUACGAUCUUGGUAGUACACAUGGGACAUUUGUCAACAAAGUCCAGAUAAAGAAAAAAGUCUACACAGCAGUGCAUGUUGGCGAUGUUCUCCGAUUUGGUUUGUAAGUUGUUUUAGUAAUGU
This is a messenger RNA of Zingiber officinale, 722 nucleotides long. RefSeq names its product kanadaptin-like. NCBI's taxonomy places the organism in Eukaryota, Viridiplantae, Streptophyta, Magnoliopsida, Zingiberales, Zingiberaceae. The transcript has 4 exons. Bases 119 to 706 code for a protein of 195 amino acids. The record is from RefSeq and is a predicted model, not a curated record. Gene Ontology annotation, molecular function: mRNA binding; protein binding.